This is a messenger RNA of Drosophila albomicans, 8993 nucleotides long. RefSeq names its product putative mediator of RNA polymerase II transcription subunit 26. Lineage: Eukaryota; Metazoa; Arthropoda; Insecta; Diptera; Drosophilidae. Gene Ontology annotation, molecular function: MAP kinase scaffold activity. Bases 248 to 7930 code for a protein of 2560 amino acids. The record is from RefSeq and is a predicted model, not a curated record. The transcript has 12 exons.
GACUUUGCUGCGUGCAGUCGUACAGUGCGCUUCAGAUACAGAUAGUUUUUUACGAUCGCCACUUCGAGAUACACUUUUGCUUCGCGAGUGCGUUAAAACUAUUGAAUGGUUACGUUCGUUACUGUGUGAAUGUGUUCUACGAAUUCGAGUGUUAAUUAACUAUCUCAGUUAGCCGCUGCGAACUAUGCAAAGUGCCUGACUAAGUGCACAUACGAAUAAUAAUAUUUAUAAAUAAGAGAAAAAGACAAUGGCCACCUCCACAUUGACUGCAGCUGCGACUCCGUCCGCAGCAUCUGUGAAGAAUCCACAGCUGAAGCGCGUCGUCUACUCGAAGUAUAGGGAACUCUUGGGAUCGUACAACGAUAAAGCCAAUGCCAUCAUUGAGACUCUACCCGCCUAUAUGGUGCGAGAGGAUCGCGGAUUUCAACUGGAGCUGCCGAUGGCAGUGCAUUGCAAUGAUAAAAGCAGCGCAGAUAUAUAUGGUCAGCGUGGCGGAGGCGCCGUUGGAGGCGGGGGCUAUGAGGCGCCCGCCUGCGUGCAAAACGCAAUGAUGACAAAAGACAAGAAGCCCUUCACCUAUACGCCCGGAGGCAUAGAUCUCUCACAGAUCCGGUCGGAGCGCAUGGCCAAGCGUUUGGCGCGCAACGCACAAGCCGAGGGUGCUGGCACUGGAGCCGCUCAACAGAACAGACCUUCGCCACAGUCGCCGGGAGGCAAUGUGGCUAGCUCAAUGGGUGCCGCAGCCAUGGGCAUGCCCUUCCAGGUGCUGCCACCUCCACCACCGCCACAACCACAGUCGGGUAAGAAUGGUAAUCAUGCUGCUCCUACAGCAGCACCCCCACCGCCACCCCCACAACAAAGCACAUUAGCACCACCGGGUCGAGGCAGCGCACCCGGCUCGCCGGCCACGACACGCAAGUCGCCGACGCCACAGCGGUUUGAGCCGCCACCACUUGGAUUCAGACCGGAGAUUAAAAUUCCGAGCAAUCCGAUGGCGGCGUUGCGCAAAGUGCCGCCGCCCGUGGAGAAGAAUACCUUCUGGAAGGAUGAGUACUGCAAGGAGCGCUCCAAGAGCCCGUUGCCAGAGUCAACUCAGAAUCCCAAUGCUAAUGGGUACAACAGCAGCAACAACAACAACAACAAUAACAACAACAGCUAUGAUGCAGUUGAUGGUGAGCAGAGAGAGACGAUUAAGCCAACCAAUGGUGGCAGCAACAACUACAGCAAUGGCAAUGACAACAACAACAGCAUCAACAGCUACAGCCCAUACACACCAACGCAAGUGCAACAGCAACAGCCACAGCAACAGCAGCUGCACCAACAAUCACAGCAGCCACAAUCGCCCUCACCCAAAACACCGCCACUGCAACAACAGCAGCAGCAAUGGCAACCAACGCCACCGGCAACACCACCGCAACAGACGCGUCAGGAGUUCCGCAGUGUUCCCAUGCCAACGUCGCCAGCAGUUAAUGUUUAUACACGGCAAUCAGACUCUCCACGUUCGCCCUUCGAACAGCAACACCAACAGCAGCAGCAGGAGCGUGCCACCGAAAGUCCUUUCCGCUUUGCACAGAUGCAACAGCAGCUCCAGCAGCAGCAACAGCUGCAGCGUCCACCAGCAGCAGUGUCUCCUUUGGCGCAGCCACAACAGAAGCCCCGUCCACCCACUGCCGUGUCUCCUUUGACACAUCCACAGCAGUCACGUUCACCGACAGCAAUUUCUCCGUUGGCUCAGCAGCAACCACAGCAGCAGCAACAGCAACCGCAGGCUUCAUCUUCUGUGCCCUGGCGUACGCAACGCACUCCACAGCAACAGCAGCAACAACAGCACCCACAGCCCAUUUACAACAAUGUGCAACAGCAGCAGCAACAACCAUCACAACAGCAACGAUCUCGCGAUAUCUUUAGCCCAGCCAAAACAGAACAAAUACAACAGAGCUAUGACAAUCAGGAAUCGCAAUACCAAGGAGCUAAACCUACCAACGUUGGCUCGCUUUACAUUGCACCUUUGCAACAGCCUGUAGAACCACAGGCCCAACGUCUGUUGCUGCAGCAGCAACAACAAUCCGGUGCACGGGAUUCACCUAUGCGCCAAUUGCCACAGCAACAGCAGCAGCAACAACCACAGCAGAUUGGAGGUCAGCCACUGCGUUGGCUAAGCUCACAACCGCAGGCCAAGGAGCAGGCGCCUUGGGCACGUCCCGAGGAGAAUGGAAACGUGAUGCCCUCGUCCUUGCGCCAGCCAGCUCAGUCAGCUGGAGCAACGCAAGUGCAGCCUACUACUGGAUACUAUCAGCCACAGCCACAGCCACAGCCACAACAAGUGGUGCAAGGCAAUGGUUAUGGCACGUCAUCCUCUCCGGGACAGACGUCACAGCACAAUUUUGGCUCAAAUGCUCAACAGAGCGGUCUCCGUCUGCAGAUCAACACGAACAGCAUCAGCAACAAUGCGAGCCAGACUGGACCCAGGGAACGUAUUAUUCCAAUUACAUUGGAGCAGACGCCAACUUAUGCAGCUGCACAGCCCAAUUUUGGUGGUUACAACAACUACCCAGCAUCAGCAACUGCACAACAACAGUUCGUCUCCAACAACAACAACAACAAUAACAUCGUCAACAGCAACGGUAACAACAAUUCAACACGCAUCAUACCGAUUGCAAUUGAAGGAGGCCGUGGCGGACCUGUCUCCCAAUCACCCGUUAUCCUCCAGAACGAUCCACGCUCACCGCCCAUACAAUCGAAAUCGUUUAGAAUAUUGCAAAAGAUAACCGACACCGUGGACGACGGCAGCGGCAGCGAUGGCCGUCAAGACUCGCCACAGAGCACUCGCCAGACCCAAUUGGAUGUGGAACCGCCGCAGUUGCAGCGUCCACAGUUUGCUCGCCAGAUGAGUGCUCAGCAGGCACGCAAUAGUCCGACUAUUGAGCAAAUGAGGCGAUUGCAAAUCGCACAGGAUCAGCAAUCGGGUACGCCUACAGUUUGGUCCCCGCAAGGUAAUGGAGUAUCAACACAGAAUCGCUUUACACCACAGCGGUCUUUAUAUGAUUCAUCUCAACAACCACAACAACAACAAUUUAUACCAGCUAGUGAACAACAAGCACCGGAGCCGAAAAAAUACACCGGUAGCGCCAUACCCAGCCGAUCUUUCAAGAUCCUGCAGGCUAUGACAACCCCAGAAAAUGCCGAACAUAAAAUUCACACCGAGCUGGACUCGGAUUUGGAAAAUGUUGAAUUGAACGAAAACAAUAAUCACAAUAAUAAUAAUAAUUAUAACAAUCACAAUAAUAAUAUUACUUGUAAUAAUACUGGGAAUAAUGAGAAUAACAGUAAUAGUAACCAUAACCGAGAGAUUAACAAUAAAAUGAAUAAACGUCAUAGUUACACUUCAUCCACAUCCACACCCACCCCUACUCCACCUCCCAACUCAAACACAUCAAACACAUACUCAUCCAAUUCAUCCAUUAGUUCAGAUAGUUCUGCCCCAGCAAAGCCCCAACCAGAACGUUCUCAAUCGGUUCCCCCUCAUUACCCGUAUGCCUUCGGUUAUCCCUAUCCCUGGUACAUGCCACCACCACCUCCGCAAUCCGUCCCUGGACAGUCUGCAAAUAGGGAACCACCGCAAGUGUUAAAUUGGCCUUAUCCCUAUCCCUAUCCACCUCCAUUGCCUCCAUCCGGUGAUGCAAAGCAAGGGGACGUUUAUCCCCCCUAUGGGUAUUAUUAUCCUUAUUACUUACCCCCACCACCAGCCUAUGGUCAGUCUUGUCCCCCUGGCGAUGCCCAUCAACCACAAAACUAUCCGCCGUUUAUGCCGCCCUAUGGUCCCUAUGCUUAUCCGGUAGCGCCCAGCUUUAGUCAGAGCUCGACGGAGAGUCGUUCAAGCAGUGUAUUGCCAGACAUAAUCAUCACUCCAAGCACCGAUGAUGUGCCCUCUCAGGUCAUAAUGCAGCACCACAUCAAGGUAGAGCCACGUGAGCCACCCAAGCGGGCACACUCCGUAGAGAUUGAGGAGGUCAGCAGUCGGCCAAAGUCACGGAGUAUUUGCACCAACAAGGAGCAGGUUAUCGACAUGCUUAGUCAGCGUCUAGCUAACAUUAAUAAGAUUGCAGGUGGCAAUACUCAAGACAAUCUAUCCAAACAACUGCAGAAAAACUACGCCGGAGAAAUGGCUAAAGAGUUGGGAGCACGUUCACCUAGUGAAAAUGAUACCGAGGAUAGCAGCGAUGACGAUGAUGACGACUCAAACACACCCAAAUAUGGAGCUACUAACGCAGCACCAUCUCCACUGCAGGCUAUUAAGUCAGUGACCAAUGUGAAUAUAUUCAAAGGUUUAAGCAACAUCCCAGUACAGCAGUUGGAUUCUGAGAGUGAAGAUGACGAUGAAGAUGACGACGACGACGUAACAACAGCUGACGAAAUGUAUGACGAAGAAGAGCAAGUGGAAGAGGAGCAUGAGCAUCUCAUAGAAGAGAUUGAAGAUGAGUACGUCGUGGAGGAAGAUCUCAGCGUCAUAUAUGAGGAAGAAAGUGAGUUGGAACGGAGCAGCGAUUACGCCAAGACGGUCAUCAAGCGAAAUGACUCAAGCAUGAGCGAUGCUACCAUUGCUGAUCGUCAAGGUGACGAUGAGGAUAACUUGGACAAACUAAUAGAGGACAAUGACAACGGUGAGGAUGACGAUGAAUCAAAUUCGGUGACUGUUCGUCUACCAUUGCGUUUCUCCUUUAGUCGGAGUUCAAAUGAUGAGAACAUUGCCACCGUUCAGGUGGGCAGUACCACACAGAGCGAGGAAAAACGCCAAAGCAUAGACAACAAACGAAAUUCCUUCAGCGUUGCUAAAGUAGAGAGUGAAGAUGAGGAUGACGAUGAUUGUGAGGUUAGCGUUACCAUAAGUUUAUCAAACUCGUCGCGCUCCAAUUCAGUUGAUAAGUCAUGUCCACCCGUUGUUGAUAAGAUAACUGGCCGUAGGACAAGCAAUGAAGAUGUCACCACAUCAUUUUCACUUGGAAUGCGUAAUAAGUUCUCUACGGAUAUCCUGAAUGGCGAUGUGACAAAUAACAUCGUCAAAUCGGAACCAACAAUGGAAGUGGCUGAGGACGAGUCUCCAGCUGCUCCCAAAGAGGAAUUCGAUUUCUUUGCUACGCUCAUGGCUACCAAAAUGCAAGCACAGAAGAUGAUGGAACAAUCAAAGAACUACUGGAAAACACCAGAAACUAAGACUGUGGAACAGCCAAAGGAAGCAACUCAACAGACGGAUUGCCUGAAACUAAGAAAUAAAGAGCAAGAAUCAGAGGGUAAGCUAAGACCAAAAUCUGGCGAUCUUUCUAAGACUCAGGCCUCGUUGGAGGCGGCAAAAAAUAGCUUCUGGUCUACAUUUGCAACGGCAGCCAAGGAACCUGAACCGAUAGUGGAAUCAGAGCAGCAGGAAGAAGACAUUGAUUUCUGGGCCAGCAUCGAUGAAAGCAAAAAUGAUUCCCAAUGGACCAAAAAGAAAAAAACUGUUACGUACACUCCAUUAAAAAAGGAAACGGUGUCUACGAUAGAGCAUUGGACCACCACACUUAAAGCCAGAGUUGAGAUCCUACCGGAAGCGCAGUGCGGUACCCUCCAUUUUGUGGUGGAAGAAAAACCGAAAGUGGUCGAGGCAUCUGCUGACGAAGAGGAGGACUUUUGGGCAUCAGUGGAACAGGCAAAAUCAGAAGCGAAAAUAUUGAAAGUCACCGAGAAAGUCGCACAAGAUUCAGGAGCAAAUCAGGAUGAGCAGAAAACAAAGUCGGAUUUUUGGGACAAUCGGGCCGCAGAUGCGCCAAAUGAAGAAUUAGUUGAGGAAGCCAUACAACAAAUUGUUGAAGACGAGCAAAUAGAUUUCUGGUCCGACAUGGAGACAUGUCAACCAGAUAACCAACCCAACCACUUUGAGUUUGAUCCCACAAAAUAUCCUGAGGAGCCGCGAGAGGUAGAUACAGACGAGGAAAUUGAUUUUUGGGCUGAGAUUGAAGCAAAACGUGAACCAGACGAUGAUGACGUUACUUUUCACAAGUCAGCCACUUUCUGGGCACGCAAGGAACGCCAGAACUCUGUCGAAGAAGCUCCCUAUAAACCAAUGGAGACGAAAGCAUUCCGCGCCAAGUUGCCGGACGAACCAGCGAUCGAAAUUGAUGUAUGGGCCACAUUAGAGGCAGCUCGGGGUGAGGAGCCGGUGAUUGUUGAUCCAGUUGUUGAGGAGGAGCAUACACUGGCGGCUCAAUAUGAAGAAUUGGAGCACGAGAGCGAGGAAGAACUACCAAAGGAAACAUCAGUAGAAGAGACUGCUAAGGGUGAAGUGCCGGAGACGAACCUGCAUUUGGUUGAUACCAUGUCGCUAGCCUCUAUGCAUGAGCCAGCUACUGUGCACACCUGGACACCUUAUGCACCCAACAAUGAAGAGACCGCGGAGAUCAAUAAUGAACCUGACUUCUGGGCUGAUAUGGAAGAGGAGCGUACCAAGAAAGAGCAAAUAGAGGAAGCUGAACAGAAACGUCAAAACUAUCGCCAAGCGAUGGCGUUCUUCAAUACCUCCAUUGAUGAACAAAAGGUGGAGAAAAAAACUACUACGCAACAGUGUCCUCGCAACAGUGGUCUUCAAGAAAUAGAGGAGUUUGAGGAUGCCGAUAUAAAUAUUGAUUUGGGUCCUCCAGGAGUGUACGAGAUUGUUGGCGAAGAGAACGAUAUUGUGGACCAAAAUACCAUUGAAUCUGUUGAGGCCGCUGAAGAGGAACGAGGUGCUGUGACGCCCACAAACUUUGUGCCCCAAUUGCCUGAAGUUUAUGUAGAGCCAGAAUCAGAAGCAGAGCCCGAAAAGCUGAAGAAUCUUCUGCCUAAUGGACUGCCCGAUCUGGGUGUGGAGAAGUUCAAUGAAACUCCUAAAAUUUCAGUGCGCGAUCGCAUUAAUGUAUUCGAGAUAAGUCCUCCAAGUGGCGACAACAAGAACACGUCCAACAAAGUCCUAACAGUGCAGUCGUUGUCCGUGGACAGCGGUCGUGGCAAGGGACAGCUUUCCCGCAACAGCAGCACACAACGUUCGGAAUCAGAGAUCGAAGAGGACGAUUCUGGAGUGACAGACAUGAACCGACAACUGUCAGAGACGGAUACCGAAUCAGAGAGCUUCCCAGAACUCCGCAAGAUGACGAGCUAUCAGCGCGCCGCCACACAUUCCAGGCUCUUCAAGCUGCUGCAGGAUGAAAAUGAUCUUCCCGAGGGUGCACAAACUGGGCAGGUGGAUGAGUUCCAGUUUAAGCCGAGCAGGCGCAAGAUUGUUCACAAUGUCUCUAUUACACGUCGGCAGAACCCGAGUGCUGUGACUGAGGCUGAAACAAUGACUGAGAGACGCGAACGUCUCUCGCUGCCGCUCCGCAAGAAUACCAGCAUUGAUGCGGACAAUCCAUCCACACCGAAUAGUCCCGCUUCGCCCAUUGUGGGACCAUCGGUCAGCAAGCAGCGUGUUGUCAGCGAUAAGCUGGUAAAUGAACUGGUUCAGAGUCUGCUUCUCAAGAGCGACAGCACACAUCUACGCAAUCUGCCCAUGGAACGUUUGCAGGCAGCAGCCAAACGUGCUCUUGUCGAAGAAAUGGACUCGGUAGAGAAUAGCUCGCUUGACAGCACGCCAGCGAUCACACCCAAACAGGAUAAUGAAUAUUCUGACUAUUACAGCAGCUGGACCGAUGCCAGUGGCGGCGAGGAGAUUGUGCCCUCAAAGGCUUUCCGUGCUCUGCAGGAUCCCCGUCGCAGUCCAUGGACAGUUCGCUGUCCGCGUGUGCUUAGCUCCAAAACUAUCAAUCGCGAUCUAGCGCGUGUCACAGAAUCACCGGAGAUUUUGAGUAGUCGGGGCAGUAAAAGUCCCGAAUGCUUUAGGCAACAGUCUAGGGAAAGAUCUACUAGCAGCUGGCGCAAGGUGUAGAUGCUAUACAAGUCCAAGGUUUAGCUCAUAGGGGCGGGGAUCAUACAAUCAUAUUUUAGAUUUUAGUACACUUGCAUUUGGGUCUUGCUCUUUGUGCAGGCCAACAGCAACAAGCACUGCCCUUGGUGGUAACAGGGAGCCAGUAAUUGCAUUUCUCAUCACAUCACAUUGUACAAUAUGACAAAAACUCAAACUAUUAAUUAACUAAAUAUCUAAUGAAUAAUGUAAAUAAAACUGAAGUCAAUCAAAUCAACUGAAAACAAAGAAAAAUCGUUCAUUCGUUCGUUCGUUCCGUUUGUUACCUCAGCAGUCACAAUUUUAAAAUUCAACAUACACAUAUAUUUAUUUUUCUUUAUAUAUAUUCUUAUAUAUAUAUAUAAACAUAUUAAAAUAAAAACAAAAUAAUUCCUACCAAAACAAACCAAUAACCGAAGAAAAAUUAAAAAAUCAAACAAAACCCAAAAAGAGUUAUCAAAUCGCCACAAUAAAAAUCAGUUUCAUCAACUCAAUGAUUUUGUAGAACUCGUUCAAAAUCCUAAGGACCUGGACAAUCGGAUCUAUAAUUAUUUCUCAACGCCAUAGAAAUCAAUUAUAGCUGACGGACUACUGGAAUCGUGUGUAUGUCUUAGUUUAAGCACCAGGAAACUUAGGAUUACCAUAAUCAAAUAAUUUGGGAACGGGCCCUGCAAUAACAGUUUUUAGUGAAAUUUCUUAAAACUAACUUUAGCAUUGUAUCUGAUGAAAUGAUGAGAAAAUCUUGUAUUUUCUCUAAUUGUUAAACGCGAUUUGAAAGCAGCACUAAAACCUCUAACACAAUUUUCGAAAACCAAUAGCGAGAGCGAAUCAUUACUAAUCCUAGCACUUAAACGUAUAAAAAAAUGAAAACAGUUACACGAGACAGUUAACAGACGAAAUAACAACAAUGAGGUAACAACGAAACGAAAACAACAAACGCAAUGACAAGUAAAUCGACCAAUCAUACAAAAAAUGUAUCCGGAUAAACGAAAAGCGCAUAUUACAACGAUUAAUAUUAUUAAUAAAUAUACAAAAACUGUUUAAGAAA